Dermacentor albipictus is the source of this 1868-nucleotide messenger RNA. RefSeq names its product tetraspanin-33-like. Lineage: Eukaryota; Metazoa; Arthropoda; Arachnida; Ixodida; Ixodidae. Gene Ontology annotation, cellular component: plasma membrane. The record is from RefSeq and is a predicted model, not a curated record.
GAAGAAGAAGACAAUUCUCACAAGGGUCGGCUAGCCGGUUGACUGCAAUCUGUCAGAGCCCUGAUAUUGUACGAACACCUCUUAAGCUUAAAAAGCAGAAACCCGCGUGCUGACCAGCUUCAUGCCACGCGAAAUUAAGGGACGAGGCUAUGCAGGUUCUCGCUCAACCCAGCCGCCAGUGCCGACCUGCAGCCCAGAGACUGAGGAGACGCUCCUGCUGGACGUGAAUCCGGUGGUGCGGUGCCCGCUGCUGCUUCUCAACCUGAUGCUGUGGUUUGCGGGUGCUUUCCUCAUGCUGGGUGCAGUUGUGAUGUUAGUGGAGUCGUGGGACACGGAGGAGGACGAGCGCAUCCUGCAACAACUGGAUAUUUCCGGAAUGCUGCUGUCGCACAUGGAAGUGCUGCUGUUCGCGUUCGGACUUUCACUGUUCACGAUCAGUUCAUGCGGCUGUGUCGGGGCGCUACGCGAGAACACCUUCCUGCUCAAGAUGUACUCACACGCACUAACCCUUCUCAUCGUCAUCAGCUUCGUGCUCGGCGUACUGGUGUUCUUCGUGCCCGGCAGCAUCAAGACCGUAAUAACGACCACCAUGUCCGAUAGGCUGGUGGUUCACUACCGUGACACUCAGGACAUACAGCACUUCGUCGACGCAAUACAGCGCUACCUCAAGUGUUGCGGCAUGACACAACGAAACUUUCGCGACUGGGACAAUAACAUCUACUUCCAUUGUGACGUGACCAACCCGAGCCACGAGCGUUGUUCGGUACCACCGUCAUGCUGCCGACCCGAAUCAGCUUUCACGGGCAUCUUCUGUGGGCGCAGCGUGCUGAACCUGUCCGACCAUGACGCUUGGUUCCGUGUCCACAUUGGAAACUGUCCGGACGCGACAAACCGAUACGUGAAGGAGCAUGUCAUGGUCAUCGGAGGCGUCUGCCUCAUCGCCGUCAUUGUGCUGGCGUUCGUCGACAUGGUCACGAACGCCGUAAUUGACGAGAUCGAUAUCAUCCGCAAGAUAUAUGAUCAUGUCAGGGGUGCCCCCUCUGGGAUGUCAAUUGCCUUAACGUCCUAAGCAGCAACACUAAGCGAGCUUUGUUUGUAGGAUACAACGCAAUAAUUACUGUGACGUAAAAUAUUUGAUGAUGCCUACAAAGAAGCAAUACAUAUUUUCAACAACACACCUGCGCUCAAAAGUAAAACAGACAUCUUAAGCACUGGCACAGCGACAGUGAGAGGGAAUUAAUUGGUAGUGAGCUGGCAUUGCAUUCUAUAAAUAGCAGAUAUCUUUGUGCAACAGUGGGACCGUUGCCUAUGCUCUCUGCUGCAUACUUCAGGUCGCAGUGGCAAUUGAAUGACGCCACUUGCAUGAGAUGACCCUACAUCGAAAACACUUGACGAAAAAGGGUAAGGGCACAGAUGAGCUUGGAAUACUUUUCCAGGUUUCUCUCAUCCUCUACCAGUCGUCUUCUGAAAAUCUGACUAACACCAACUUCCUAUUUUAAUGACGUCCAUAACUUUAUUACCUGCGUAAUGUUAUGCAGCCUGUUUGUUGCUUGACGAUGCUUGACGAAGCUUAUGACGGCUUUAGGAAAGAGAGCAACAGCUGAGUGGUUGCCCCCAAGGAAAGAGAAGCCCCAGCAUAAAUCCGAAUGCGAAAUGGCAUAUAAAGAACUUAUUAGCAGUUUCCUGGCACCUUCGGCACACGCGUCAGUUCAUAGAUAGCUACUCCAACAUAGGCCGUAAUUUGAAAUAGCGCUCUGACGAACGUCCCAGAGGGCUCUUGAUACCUCGACUCAUUUGCAUUUUCUUGUUUAGCAUAUUGUAUGCAAUUUAGCUUUAAAUUCCAGAAUAUAUAUGUACAUGCUGUUAAA